This is a messenger RNA of Nerophis lumbriciformis (worm pipefish), 1803 nucleotides long. RefSeq names its product adrenomedullin b (gene admb). Gene Ontology annotation, cellular component: extracellular region. NCBI's taxonomy places the organism in Eukaryota, Metazoa, Chordata, Actinopteri, Syngnathiformes, Syngnathidae. Gene Ontology annotation, molecular function: adrenomedullin receptor binding; hormone activity. The record is from RefSeq and is a predicted model, not a curated record. Gene Ontology annotation, biological process: adenylate cyclase-activating G protein-coupled receptor signaling pathway; regulation of systemic arterial blood pressure; adrenomedullin receptor signaling pathway.
GGACGCGAGGGACUGUUUAAGCCAAACAAGCACAAAGUAGAAGCUUGAAAUAGGUCAACAUUUUUAAAGUAUAUGAUAAAAUAGAAACUUACUUGUUUAAUAAGUGUCAGAAUUUCCCCCCCAAAAAAGACACUUUAAUGACGUGACGUCACACCAACCCGGCUGUUUGAGAGAACUGUAUGUACAGUAUGUAUGUGUAUGGCUCCGGUCUUCAUGUGGGGUAGAUGGUUUGACAUGAACUGGCCCAUAGUCCCUCCCCCUGGCUCUGGCAUUCAGGUACAGCUCCCCCCUCCCGGCCUCUAUAAAGCCUCCCAUGUCCUGGGCGUAAACGUCAGACCUCCACUGACGACUAAAAGAGUGCACGACCACCUCGGACCCUCGUCGUCUCCAGCUAGAGUCAGUCCGCGUCCCGUCGACAUGAGGUUGGAUCUGCAGACGCUCGUCUGCUGCUGCGUGUUGACGGCCGUGCUGCCACUCACGAGGAGCUCCAGCGCCCAGCCGAGCACUGGAAUGAAGAGAAGGUUGAAAGUGCGUCUACUGAGUCAGAUGAAGAAGGAGACGGCCGGCGAAGUCCCCAUCGAACCAUCAAGUCAGGGCGGGGACACACAGGUGGCGAGGACGCCGUCCUCCAGCUCGCUGCUCAACAUCCGACCAAGGCGGUCAACGCUGUCCAAAACGUCCGGUUGCUUCCUGUUCACCUGCGCCUACCACGACCUCAUCCACCGGCUGCACCAGAUCCGCGACUUCGACCAAAGAGCGGUCAGCGCCCCACAGGGCAAGAUGGGCUCCACGGGCUACGGCCGCCGCCGCCGCUCGCUGAGUCAGCAGGAGGCGGGCCGCGGACCCGGACGGACCGCGGGCGCCACACCCGGUCCUCAGACGGCGGACGCGGCGGGGAACCCUUGCUGCGUGUGUCUGCUCACAGCGGACGAAGACAAGUUCUCUCACCUAUUAGCGCGCUUGCAGUAGCUGGCCCCGCCCACCGGAACUGAGACGGUGCGAGCAUGCUUAGCUGCCGACUUUUUGGGAUGAGCUCCAUCAGACCUGGGGGGGACUUGACCACAAUGUCCGUGUCUUCCUCAGCUUCCAGAGGAGGGCAGGAGGAACAGGAGCAACUUUUUACAACCGGAGCAGCACAUUCCCGAACUGGAAUUGAUCAAAUAUGUAUGUACGGAGUUUAUAUCAACUCCGCUUUGAUCAGGUAUAACUUUAUACACACAAAUAUUUUAGCUGCACCUCACCCAGCUUGUAACUUCAGUGAAGUAUUUGAAUGUAUCCAAGCCAGGGGUGUCCAAACUACGGCCCGCCGGACCCCACUAGUGUACUGAGGAAUCUGGCCCAUGGGGUGUUUUACAAUAAUCUUAAAUAACAAAAAAUUGGAUUAUUGCCACCAACUUGUGGAGUAAAACAGGUCAAUAACCAUGAAGUAUAUGAUACAACUCAGUCCAAACAACCUACCCUAAUCAUGACGCAAAAAAAAAAAAAAAAAAAAAAAAAAAUGCAACCAACAUAAAAAAAAACGUCCAAGCACCUUAAAAUGUUUUAAAUUACACCCAUUUUAAGCUAUUACAAUGCAUGAUGGGAAAAAUGCCAAACACUUGCUACACACUUAUGUUUGUUUGGCGCGUUUCUGCUGCUUGAAAUUUGUAACUGGUUACAAAACUUUACGAAGGUCGUCACAGAAGUAAACAUGGUAGGAGUCAAACUUUCACAUACUUUUAACAUCCAAUUAUAUUAAUUUUAUAUCCAUUCUAUCAAUAUAAUAUGUACACACACACACACACACACACACACACACACACA